UCAAUUCACCUAAUGUUAGUUAUUCGGACACACACAUUAUAUCAAGUUGUGUAUAUAAUAGUUCUAUUGUCAGUAAAAAUAAUGGAGUUAGCAUGAUAACACCAACGGAAACAAAAUACACCUUUAAAACAGAAUUAAAGCUAAUGAUGGUUGGAUGGGGAGGCAAUAACGGUUCAACAUUGACUGCUAGUAUUAUUGCCAAUCGUCGAAAUAUUAAAUGGAAAACUAAGGACGGAACGCAAUCGCCCAAUUAUUUUGGUUCACUUGUUCAAUCCUCAACUCUUAAGCUUGGUGUUGAUGAAAAAGGCAAUGAUGUUUAUGUUCCUUUUAAUAAAAUACUUCCGAUGGUAAACCCCAAUGAUUUGGUCAUAGGCGGCUGGGACAUUAACUCUUGUAAUCUUGCUAAAGCAAUGGAACAUGCAAAAGUACUUGAUUAUGACCUUCAGCGCCAAUUAGCUCCUGAAUUAGAAAAAUUUAAACCGCUACCUUCAAUUUAUUAUCCUGAUUUCAUAGCUGCAAAUCAGAGCGACAGAGCCAAUAAUCUUAUUUCUGGAAACGAUAAGAAACAACAUCUUGAACAUAUUCGUAAUGAUAUUAGAAAAUUCAAAUCAGAUAACCAGCUUGAUAAAGUGAUUGUGGUUUGGACCGCAAAUACAGAGUGUUUUUCCUCAAUUAUUCCUGGCGUUAAUGACACCGCUGCAAAUCUAAUUGAAGCUGUUAGACAGAACCAUUCUGAAAUAGCUCCAUCAACAAUCUUUGCAUUAGCUUGUAUUCUAGAGAAAACACCGUUCAUAAAUGGCUCGCCACAAAAUACAUUUGUACCAG
Entrophospora candida is the source of this 825-nucleotide messenger RNA. The record is from the annotation of a GenBank genome assembly. Lineage: Eukaryota; Fungi; Glomeromycota; Glomeromycetes; Entrophosporales; Entrophosporaceae.